UCAUUCCAUAAAUGAUUCGUAUCAACAAGGAUUCAAAAUGAAGGCGGUCAUAUUUAUUUGUAUUGUUAUUAUCGCGAGUUUGGAAGCGCAUAACGUUCACUUAUCGCAAACACAAAAAGAAAAGGUCAAAAACUACACAGCCGAAUGUAUGAAAGAGACGGGCGUGAAACCAGAAAUUUUAGCUGAAGCCAAAAAGGGACACCUAUCUAACGAUGAGGGCUUAAAGAAGUUCAUACUUUGCUUCUUCCAAAAAGCGAAUAUAAUUACUCCUGAUGGAAAAUUGAACAGUGACGUAGCUCUAUCGAAAUUACCGACUGGUAUUGACAAGAUUGCUGCAGCUAAAACGUUGAACGAGUGCAAGAACAAGAAAGGCGACAGCCAAGCGGACACCGCGUACGAAAUAUUCAAAUGUUAUUACACCAAUACAAAACAACAUGUCUUAUUCGAGUAA
Messenger RNA from Nymphalis io (European peacock), 451 nucleotides. Its product is annotated as B1 protein-like. The coding region runs from base 38 to 451 and encodes 137 amino acids. The record is from RefSeq and is a predicted model, not a curated record. Gene Ontology annotation, molecular function: odorant binding. Gene Ontology annotation, biological process: sensory perception of smell. The transcript is spliced from 2 exons. NCBI's taxonomy places the organism in Eukaryota, Metazoa, Arthropoda, Insecta, Lepidoptera, Nymphalidae.